AUAUCGCUUUAAAAACAACUACCAGAGAGCAAGACUAAGAGACUGGCUGCAUUUCCUUAGUGGGAAUGUUUGUGUUUGUGGCGAUCAGAGCAGUGGACAGAGGGUGCAUUGCUUCAGUGAGAAGGAAAGAGAGAGGAAGAGAGAAGGAGGAGGAAGAAGAGAGAGAGACAAAGUGUCAGGAGGGACCACUAGCUGCGUGGGACGGGGGACAGAAGGACUAGCGGGGUUUGACCUUGAGGAAGGCAUCAGACAGCUGAAUCCCAGAGAGACCGAGAGGACAGAGAGGGUCAGAAACAAGACAGCAGAGGAGAACGCCACAGGGCUGCCCUGUCUCUCUCUGGCUUGCCUCUAGAGAUGACCCAAUUAUUCUCUACUGGAGCUAAGUGGUAUCAAGAGGACAAUAAAGGCUAAUCAUCCCUUCUCAUUACCUGGGCCUCUGUGGAUUUUACCUGUAAUGGCUCACCUGUACAUAUAAUGGUUUGCGAAUGCGAUACCUGUGGAUAUCUCAUUCGCAAACAUCUCAACUUGUCUCGGAGCGCUAGCAGUCAGUGCAGUAAUGGAAGCGGUCUUGUUGGGUCUAGACGAUGCGGUCUGUACUCGGCAGGGUCUUCUGUGGACUCUCACUUCCACAGCCCUCCGACGCCUCCGUGUGCAUGCCAGGAACCUCCCUGGUCCCCUGCACCUAUUACAAACACACAGAUGACAGAGGGGAGGCGAUGUCAGGUCCAUCUCCUGGACGACAGGAAGUUGGAGCUCCUUGUGCAGCCGAAGUUGAUGGCUAAGGAUUUACUGGACCUGGUAGCCUCUCACUUCAACCUCAAGGAGAAGGAGUACUUUGGAAUUGCAUACACAGACGAAACGGGACAUUUUAGUUGGCUGCAGCUGGACCGCAGGGUAUUAGAACACGAGUUCCCCAAGAAGUCCGGUCCCAUCGUCCUCUACUUCUGUGUCAGGUUCUACAUAGAGAGUAUAUCCUACCUGAAGGACAAUGCCACAAUUGAGCUGUUUUUUCUUAAUGCCAAGUCCAUUAUCUACAAGGAGCUUAUUGAAGUGGACAGUGAUGUUGUCUUCGAAUUGGCUUCCUAUAUUCUACAAGAGGCUAAAGGAGAUUUCACCAGUAAUGAUGCAACCAGGUCUGACCUGAAAAAACUGCCUGCUCUGCCCACCCAGGCCCUAAAGGAGCACCCAUCACUGGCCUACUGUGAAGACCGGGUCAUAGAGCAUUACAAGAAGCUCAGUGGGCAGUCCAGAGGGCAAGCUAUUGUAAAUUAUAUGAGCAUUGUGGAGUCUCUGCCCACAUAUGGAGUACAUUAUUAUGCUGUAAAGGACAAGCAGGGGAUUCCGUGGUGGCUCGGCCUGAGCUAUAAAGGUAUCUUCCAGUAUGACCACCAGGACAAAGUCAAGCCCAGGAAGGUGUUCCAAUGGCGUCAGCUGGAGAACCUCUACUUCAGAGAGAAGAAGUUUUCAGUGGAAGUUCAUGACCCCAGGAGGGCGUCUGUGACAAGAAGGACGUUUGGUCACAGCGGCAUUGCUGUGCAUACCUGGUACGCCUGUCCUGCCCUCAUCAAGUCCAUCUGGGCCAUGGCCAUCAGCCAACACCAGUUCUACCUGGACCGCAAGCAGAGCAAGUCAAAGAUCCAUGCAGCACGGAGUUUGAGUGAGAUCGCAAUAGACCUUACGGAAACAGGAACGCUGAAGACCUCCAAACUGGCCAACAUGGGCAGCAAGGGCAAGAUCAUCAGUGGCAGCAGUGGUAGUCUUCUCUCCUCAGGCUCUCAGGAAUCAGACAGCUCCCAGACAGCAAAGAAGGACAUGCUGGCAGCACUGAGGGCCAGGCAGGAAGCUCUGGAAGAAACACUAAGGCAGAGACUAGAGGAACUCAAGAGCAUCUGCAUCAGAGAAGCGGAGCUGACAGGAAAACUUCCCAAGGAAUAUCCACUUGAUCCAGGAGAGGAACCACCCACAGUGAGAAGGAAGAUUGGUACCGCAUUCAAACUGGACGAGCAGAAAAUUCUUCCUAAGGGAGAGGAAGAGGAGCUGGAGCGUUUGGAGAGGGAGUUUGCUAUUCAGUCCCAGAUUACGGAGGCAGCCAGGCGUCUUGCCAGCGAUCCUCAUGUGAGCAGUAAGAAGCUGAAGAAACAGAGGAAAACUUCUUAUCUGAACGCACUGAAGAAGCUCCAGGAAAUUGAGAACUCUAUCAAUGAGUACCGAGUCCGGUCUGGCAAGAAGCCUACUCAAAGGGCGUCACUUAUUAUCGAAGAGGCCAAUAUCGGCUCUGAAGACAGUUCACUGUCUGACGCACUGGUCUUGGAUGAUGAUGAUCCUCAAGUCACAGGUACCCCAACCUUCUCCCCAGUAGGAUCGCCUCACAAGGGCCUCCCCCCUCGGCCACCAUCUCACAGUCGGCCCCCUCCACCGCAGUCCCUGGAUGGCCUGAGACACCUGCACUACACACGCUCUGACUACGAUAAAUCACCCAUUAAACCCAAAAUGUGGAGCGAAUCGUCACUGGAUGAGCCCUAUGAAAAAGUCAAGAAACGCACCUCUCACUCCAGUCACAGGCGUUUCCCAAGCUCCGGCAGUGCAGAAGCAGGAGGUAGUAACUCUCUGCAGAGCAGCCCCAUCAGGAGCCUUCCUCACUGGAGUUCUCAGUCCAGCAUGCCGUCGACUCCGGACCUGAGGACAAGGACCCCACAUUACGUACAUUCCACUAGGUCAGUGGACAUCAGUCCCACACGUCUGCACAGUCUCGCUCAGCACUUUAGGAACCGCAGCUCCAGCCUUGAGUCUCAGGGCAAGCUGUUGGCGUCCGACCCCGACACACACCCGCACACCCUGGGCACACUGGGCAGCCCUGACUUCUUCUUGGGCCCAGGACGUAGCUCCAAUGGCUCUGACCCAUUGGACGACUGCUCAUCCUGCACCAGCCAGAGCAGCUCAGAGCAUUACUAUCCCUCUGGUGGACCCCUGGCCCCCGGCAGCAAUCCUAACUACUCCACCCUGGGAGAGGACUCACCCUCCAAAGCAAGGCAGAGGCAGAGGCAAAGGCACAGGUCUGCAGGUCAUCUGGGGUCCUCUAACUCCGGCUCCAUGCCAAACCUGGCAGCUAAGAACGGCUCCGGUGGAGGCUCAGGUGGAGGCGGGAUAGGAGGAGGACACCACGGAGUCUACCUCCACAGCCAGAGCCAACCCUCCUCCCAGUACCGCAUCAAGGAGUACCCAUUAUAUGUGGAGGGUAGCCCCAACCCGGUGGUGGUGCGAAGCCUGGAGAGUGAUCAGGAGGGCCACUACAGCGUGAAGGCCCAGUUCAAGACCUCCAGCUCCUACACGGCCGGGGGACUGUACAAGGAGGCCUGGGGAGGAGAGGAGGGAGGAGAGGGGAGUGGCCGACUCACGCCGUCCCGCUCCCAGAUUGUACGGACUCCGUCAUUGGGGCGAGAGGGUGGUGGAGGCGGAGGAGGGGGGAGGGCAGCGGUGUCUGAAGAGCUGCGAUGCUGGUACCAGAGGUCCUCAGGGAGCCUGAAGGAAAGGAGUCACUCACAUUCAGGAUCCACUUCCUCCGAGACGGGGUCACAGCAAGGCACUCUAGGACACGGUCGGGGGAGUCGGGUAGGAACACUCGCCAAGGGCUCACCGGCUGCAUCCCCUCACAGCCAGAGGAGUAUGACACCCUCCAGCGAACACGCAGCCACACCCACACCCCCCUGUAGCCCACAGCACAUCCUCAACUGGCAGAGCGGGUCUUUCAGUGACAGCUGUUUUCUCAGCAGCCCCUUGUGUUCAGAGCUGGCAGAUGUGCAGUGGUACGGACACGACAAGGCCAAACCUGGAACCCUGGUCUAAGACCUUCCUAUAGGGCCCAGAAAAGUCCCAUUGCCCUCUCCACUGUCCCUCACUACUACCCAUUGACAACCAACAACCUCAUCCUUAAGGCCCUACAAAAACCCUGCUCUGACUGGACACGAGCCUCCCUCCUCCCCCGGUCCUGCCCUCUAUCCAUCCCACCACAUCUUUAUUACUCUCCUUCUAUCACAGCUCAGCUGGACAGGGACACACUUGCUGGGCUCUGAUAAGGGCUGAUUUCACAGGACGGACUGAGAGGUGCCGCCUCAGCUGUUGAACUGUUGCCCUGCAGCACCACAGAGCCCUUUUCUUUACUCACCCACAGCACACAAGCAACUGGGCAUGGUGGAAGAAGCAAUGGGGAGAGAGAGAGCACAGAAAUAUAUUAAACUCAAACUCAACCAUCCCAACGUCGGCCGUUCCAAGAUCUGUUUCAAGUCUCACCUUUGGUCCCCAACCUUAUUAUCUCCAGUGCAUUGCCACCCAAUCAGAAGAUACCUGCUGGAUUUGAGCCACCAGUUUAAAAACCAUUUCCCAUGUCCAACUAAACCGUGUUGGAUUUCAUUAUUCCUGUCAAUUAUUUCUCCCUGCAUAUUUAUAAAAAAAAAAGAGAAGAUGACACAGACCUUUCAAAAAAUCUGGAUCAACAAACAUUUAGAUUCCUCGUCUCAGUUUAACCCACAACCAAAGACAACUACUGGAUUGACUGGUCGCACCAGGGUCCCCGGGCUGGUGUCCCUGUCAGUCUACUGUAUACGAGGGAAAAUCACAGUGACAAUAUCAGAAUGGGACACUAUCUGGGAUAUUGGCGAGGACUAUAGCAAUAACAAACAUUGUAAAAGCAUAUGAACUGGUUUGAAUCUACAGAGUGAAUAGAAGCAGACAUUUUUCCAUGUUCUCUGCCUUGUGAUGCUUGGAAGAAAGGAUCAUUAGUGCGUCACAGGAACAAUUUGGAGUUGUGGUUAUUGGGUUUGGCGUUAAUCUAUGCUUACUUCAGUGACUUCAUCAUUCAUGUUUAUUUAAUGUCUUUGAUCUUUACAGAAUUUCUUUAUCCACAAUAGUUGUUCUGUUGGCCACAUUAUGGAUUGUGAAGAGUAGCCUGCUUGAGCAGGUGUGUGUGUGGGGGGGGGGGGUGAACCUUAACAUGGCCACAUCCAGUCACAGUUACUGCAAAAUUUCAUUUUGGUUUUCAUUUGUCCUUUUCACCCCUGAAAGUAAAGCAUGAUUUGCUGUUGGCCUCAGUUGUAGUUUGACAUCAAGGCUGUUGAGUGUUAGAUCUUUAUAGUAAAUCAUCUUUUCUUUCAGUAAUAUUUCUCCUUCUCCUGCUUUGGCCGUUGCUCUGUAAUAGUUCUCAUCAUGCUCAGUAACUGUCAGUCACCUUUUAACUGUCUGAUUUCUUGUCUCCCUGUCCAUCUGUCCAGUAUGACAGGAGUAUCCAGACUGAACACUUGACUCAAUGUUGGUCAGAACACACACACACUGACAGUCGUAACACUUGCAUUUAUGGGCACACAUGAGUUUAUUAGUGCCAAACAUGUAGGUGCUUUACAUUUAUACUGUAAUUCAGUACUGAAAAAGGCACUUCAUCAAGCUACAGACACCACCAAGUCCUCGCCGUCUACAGCCAUCGUAUAAAACAGCAGCAAGGCAGAGUAGCCAUAAGACAGUCCACAGACUCUAUAAUUUGGUAUCAGGGGUAAAAAGAAUCAUUCAAACGUACUUUGGUCUGAAAGCACAACAUUAACCGUGUCCGCGAAGGCUUGACCUACAAUUCGUAUGAUCUCAUUUACCGCCCUCAAUAUUUUAAUGGUGGGUAGAGUGCAUAAAAACUAGACAAAAACAAGUAGAACCACAGACAAGGUGUCAUGGGAUAGCGAUCUUUUUAUAGUAUAUGGACAAUGAUGGAUUUCAAGUUGACAAUAAUUACUACCCAACUGUCAGGACAGAAGACAAGCCAUAGCCAGAACUGAGAAAAAAAAAAAACUUCUAAAACAGAGAAGCGCUCUCACACACCCCAAAAACGUUCAGAACAGGGUUAGAAAAGCACACCUGGUUUUGUAUGAAGGAAGCAGAACUGUGCAUGUUUUAGCUAAAUUAAUUUCCCCCUCAUCUUCACCGAAGAAUUAAUGCUUAUCAUUGUUUGUGUGUUGCACAAAAUCCGAAUUCAUCAGAUGUUAAUUUUACUCAGAUCACAGAUCACUCUACAUCUCAUAGAUAGAGAGAAGUGGGCAUGUUUUUUUAGUCUCAUAGCAGCAUUAUGUCUGGAUAAGUGGUGUACCAUGAGCGUGCGGCACUGGAGGAAUGGUACGCAACCUACCCCAUCCUUUAUAGUGUUGUGUUUCCUUUAUACACUGACUUAAGUUGUCCUAAUCAGCCACUUUAUAGACAAUUUUAGUAUGAAAGUUUAGACCACUCCCUGCAUGGCUGGCUCUCCAAGAGUUAUCCAUCUAUGCAUGGUCAAAUUUAAGAAAUCUUUACCCAGAAUUGGAACUCCCCGGCUCCCAUCUCAUAGAAGUUUAUUAUUCUAGUGUGUUCAAGUCACCUACUAGAGUACAAGUUUGACUCUGCUUUGCUCACAUUAAGUCUUUGCUCACAGUUUAUGUGCUAAAAGACACAAUCCCAUGCAUGCCCUGCUGAUCAAGUGACAAAUAAAGACCCCAAAGACAUCACUCAGCAUCACUCUGACAUUAGCAUGUCCUGCUCCAUAGUGUUACCUUGCUCCCAGAAAGUCCAAUUUUUUUGACCUUGUGGAAAUUUCUGACCUCUGAGCCCAAUGUGAUGAAGUGUGACGUCCCCCUCCCUCUGUAGUUCCAAACACACCAUAUUUUCUCGUCCAUAGACGUGUAUGAGGUUUUUGUAAUACUCCAAGAGAAAUGAACUAACUCUUUUAUCAGUCUUUUCCUGUAUGUACGGAGGGGCACUGUGGUUUUGUGGGGUUUUUAACAUUCACAUUCAUUGUUUUAACAAUGUUCCAUUUUAUAUGAACCAGUAUUGUUUUUUUGUUUUAUUUUUUUUUUAGUUCUGACAUUGUAACAACCCCUUCAGGUGCUACAGAAUGACCAGUUACUGCUUUGUCACGUAGGAUCUAGACAUCUCUUCAUGGUUAUCAAUAGACUCAAUACCAGAUGUGCAAAAUGAAGCUUAUUUUAACAGACAGUUUAAUAGUAGAACACUCCCCUACCAGACAAUAGAGCAUGUAACUUGAUUUUAUCAGUUUUGUUCAACUGUAACAAUACAUUAAACGUGUUGUAGAAAAAAUGUGGAAUCGAUUAAAAAAAAACUGAAUUCCACAGUUAAUUUAUUCUUUUUUCUAUUAAAAAAUUUGUAUAGUAACUUUACAUUUUUCAAAACUGUGUUGUUGGAAACUGAUGAUGAAUUUUCCAGAGACGCUGUGGUGGUUCUUGAGAUUAAGAAAAAUAAAUUAUUGAUGAAUGUUCUCAAGAU
This is a messenger RNA of Thunnus maccoyii (southern bluefin tuna), 7287 nucleotides long. It is a transcript of the gene frmd4a, whose product is annotated as FERM domain containing 4A. The record is from RefSeq and is a predicted model, not a curated record. Lineage: Eukaryota; Metazoa; Chordata; Actinopteri; Scombriformes; Scombridae. Gene Ontology annotation, biological process: establishment of epithelial cell polarity. The transcript has 24 exons. Bases 475 to 3843 code for a protein of 1122 amino acids. Gene Ontology annotation, cellular component: cytoskeleton; bicellular tight junction; adherens junction.